UUUUGUUGUCAUUUGUGGUCAUGAGGGGAUGAGGGGAAUUGUGAUUUCCUCUAUCGCCACCAGCCAAAGUUUAAAUUAUUUAAUUAUUUCCAGUGAAAUAUUCCAGAAAAAACUCUGGCAGCUAUUAAACUGCAGGAAAUUUACAGGUCGGAGUAAUGAAAAGUGUCAUUUCCUGUAGAGCCAUCAUGAGUUCACAUUUGUGGUGUACGUCCAUGUUUCCCUCAGGAUGAACCUUGUUGGCCUCCGUGAGUUUGCCUUUCAUUGUAAUCAGGCCCAUUCAUGUAACCUGCUAAAGGUCUAAUGCUUCAGUAGGAUGUCUCCACUCUGACCAACCUCCUAAUCAAAGUAACCAUCGUCGACCUGUUAGCCAUUAGCCUGUAGCUACUGGGCCUCAGAGCUGCUGCCAUGUUUGCAGGCCCUUUCUCUGCUUCUCCAGCCUUCAGCGUGUUCAGUUGGUGCCUGCAUAGAACUACACAUGUACAGUAGUAAUGUCUAUGAAAAGCCUCCAUGAGGAGGAGGCAGAUCCACUCACGGGGCCGCGACCGCUGCCUCGUGUCCUAUCGGGGAUGGAAAAGGAAUUAGCAAGAAUUAACAAGAAGCGCUCCUUUUCCAUUACCCAGGCAGACGACUGACUCCAAGAGGAAUUGUGGUUUGACUCGAUGGAGGGAGAGAGCGGGAGGAAAUGUCUUUAUUGGACGAGAGGACUGCUGACGAACUGACCACAGACUACAGAGCACUUGGCCCCGAGGCAAAGGACAGAAUGCUUCAUAUGUGAAGUAAAAUGUAUUGGCCUUAAAACAUCAGAUGAAAACGCAGUUAUUAAUGAUUAACUUCUACAAAUAGAUGUUUUGCGUCCACAAAUUGCACAAGGCUCAAGGCUCGCGUGCUGCAAAGUAUUAAUUUUACUCCUGUUGCACUCGAUGUUCUGGGGGAAGAUGGAAACCGUAAAAUCCUCUCAUACUCGCUUCUGAAUCUCAUCGUCAUCGUCGUAUUAUUAUAACAGAUGGAAGGAUCUGACCAGAGGAAUGUUCUCAUAUCCGAUCAACUGCGCAGCAAAGUCCAAAGCGUAGACGAUGCAUACUGUACAUCCGUGCAGACGUUUGAGACGUUCCCUGCCGGAGCUGAAAACCUCAGGUGGAUUAUGUUUUGCCCUGAAGGUGGACGAUGAGGGCUUUGAAGCGGCUGAAGGAGUGUAGAGCUGUUUGCAGAAGUCAGUUUUAGGUUUGCAUGGGCUCCAGCUGAAGUACAGAGUCUGGUGGGAAGGUUUGGCAGCGUGAAUGUUUCAACAAGAUUCAUCCCUAUCCAUUAAAUAUUCUGAAGCGUCAGCUCCUCAUAAACAGUAGCAGCUCUUAGCAUAGACCAGUGUGUGCAGUAGUAAAUGGAAGCUAAAGGUACAGUGGUAAAUGAUGUAAUUGUAAAUACAUGUGUAAAUACUAGGCCAACGUUCUGGUCUCUAACCUUUAUACUACAAUGGUCACUGGCUCAGUCCCCAUUAAUUAUUUAUCACAUACAGCCCCCACGGCCCCUCGACUAUACGUGCCUUGGCCUUUGAAGCUGCAUUGUACCUUCCAGAGAGCAGCUCUCCAGGAUGAAGUCAGGCUUAGGAGCCGUGUUUACUGUGUACACACGGGGCCUCAGGUAACGGUGUCCUCAUAUGAGCAGUUAACAUUUAACAGAGAAAAAGCACGGCUCAUCGCUCGCAGUAUAUGAGCAGGUGGGUAUAUUUAAAUGCAUGCCCCCUACUGACGCCUGCAGAAUGCAUAGGUGCAAAUGUGCAUCCAUCUCGCAUGAUGCUACAUAUGAAGCUAAGCAUCACACACACACAUGAACGCAUCACAUAACUCAGCUGCACAUUUUUUUCGAUAGGGCACGUUAGACUCAUCCGUAACAUUUAACCUAUUUAAAUAGGCAUCAGUAAAAGCACUGGAGUAUCUCCCUGAACAGGAGGAAACUACGUACAUCCUCCAUGUCAAUAUUGAUAAAAUGGAAUUAAUCAUUAACGGCGUUCAUAUAAAACCCGGGGUUCGUCCGCGGGCUCUUCAUCCAGUCACAGAGGAGGCAGGCGGCCGCCAGCUGUUCCCCUGUCACCGUCACCCGGCCUGGGACGCGGCUCUACAACAGCAUGAGAACACUUCUAUUCCCUGCAUUGCUCCUCCUGGCUGCUGCCGGGGUCCCCGCGCUCUGUGGAGAGGAGGCGCCGCCCGUCCUCCGGCUGGAGGCUCCAGCCGAAGUACGGUCCCGCUUCGCGGCCCUGGACGACGUGCACCUCCUGGCCAACGGCCUGCUCCAGCUGGGCCAGAGCCUGCGGGAGUUUGUGCAGAAGACCCGGGGCCAGAUCGACGACAUCUUCCACAAGCUCAACAUCUUCGACCGCACGUUCUACCGGCUGUCCGUGCUCACCAGCGAGAUCAAGGAGGAGGAGGAGGAGCUGAAGAAGACCGCCGUGAUACUGAAGGCCAGCAACGACGAGAUCAAGGACCUGUCGGUGGGGAUCGGCGCCAGGAUGAACGGCAUCCUGCGGGAGAAGAGUGAGCUGCGGAGCAAAGUGGAGAGUCUGGAGCAGAAGCUGAGCAGCCUGUCGCAGGGCGCGAUGACCAGCGAACAAGUGGCCCAGAUCAGCACUCUGAGGGAUGUAAUUCACAGUCAGGAGCAGAGCAUUAUUGAGCUGCUGAAGGCUGUGAGUGCACAAAGUGACCAGAUCGACAACCAGAGGACCAAAAUUAAGAAUCUGGAGGAAAAGCUUACAGCCAGCUCAGCCGCUCAGGAGACCAUCGAUAGGGCGCCUGAAGCCGUCAGCAGCGAAGCGCCGACGCUCGCCCCCUACGUGACCUCAGGGUCGACCAACACCACCGCAGCGGCCAGUCCGGCGUCAGACUGCAGCCAGCUGUUCAGCGCGGGGGAGCGGGUCAGCGGGGUGUACGCCAUCAGACCCAAUGGGUCCGAGCCGUUCAUGGCCUUCUGUGACAUGAGCAAAGACUAUGGAGCGACUGUUAUCCAGAGAAGGAGAGACGGUUCUGUGAAUUUUGAUCAAACUUGGGACAAAUAUGAGAACGGCUUUGGAGACCUUCAAGGAGACGUUUGGCUGGGGCUCAGGAAGCUCCACUCCCUCGCUGCUCAGGGAAACGCCGUCCUUCAAAUCCGUCUGGAAGACUGGAAACAAGCCGGCCGCUCCCUUCAAUAUGGAUUCCACCUCGAUGGCGCGGAGAGAAACUACACCAUCCACCUCACACAUCUGUCCGGAGACGUCCCUGACCCCUUGAUCAACCACACGGGGAUGAUGUUCUCCACCAAGGACAGGGACAACGACCGCCUCCAGAGCUCCAGCUGUGCCCACCUCCACGCAGGUGGUUGGUGGUUCAACGCCUGCGGAGACGCCAGCCUAAACGGGAGGUACGUGCACCUGCGGCCGAAGGGGCGCAGGAGAGGGAUCCAAUGGAAGCUGGGCAGGAAGUCUUCCAACCCCCUCAAGCUCACCCAGAUGUCCGUGCUCCAUCCCCGCCCCCCCUCCCCCACGCCGCCGUCCCCUCCAGCGGGCACCUUCCACUGAGCCAGCGCUCCUAGGAUGUUCUCCAGUGGGUGCUGCAAGGCAAGCGCCGCGUCGGUGACACCAUCAGGGCAACCGCGGCAGCGCGUGGGCGUGGCCUCCCAAAGGCACGGUGUUCAGUUAGUGUCUAAAAGAUCAGCAUCUGAAUGUAUUGUGAAAUUUCACCUAAUGGUAUAAAAUCUAUCUUCACUGACUGUGUCUCAACAUAUCAAAGGUUUUAGAGGAGAAAUUAACAGUCAUCUAUUUACAGUGGCUUCAGAAAUAAUUAAUUUAUUUACAACACCGUAAAGUGCUCAAUAGAGCCUGGGAAGUUUCUGAAGCCUCUGUAUGAUCAGUGUUUAUACUGGGUCACAUUGACUCUCCACACAGCAGUGAUUCUCAUUAUGAAAGCAGGCUCCAUCCUCUAUUUUUUUACACAUUUGCUAUAUUUUAUUUAAGUCUGAAUAAAGGUUUUAUGGUGACGUUGCUCUCGCUGUGGCCUUUCC
Betta splendens (Siamese fighting fish) is the source of this 4029-nucleotide messenger RNA. RefSeq names its product angiopoietin-related protein 3-like. Gene Ontology annotation, biological process: phospholipid catabolic process; triglyceride homeostasis; phospholipid homeostasis. The record is from RefSeq and is a predicted model, not a curated record. The coding region runs from base 2123 to 3547 and encodes 474 amino acids. Lineage: Eukaryota; Metazoa; Chordata; Actinopteri; Anabantiformes; Osphronemidae. The transcript has 7 exons.